Molecule: messenger RNA, 1409 nt
Organism: Perca flavescens (yellow perch)
Lineage: Eukaryota; Metazoa; Chordata; Actinopteri; Perciformes; Percidae
Gene: gabrb4
Product: gamma-aminobutyric acid type A receptor subunit beta4
Exons: 9
Coding region: 39-1385 (448 amino acids)
Biological process (GO): monoatomic ion transmembrane transport
Cellular component (GO): membrane
Molecular function (GO): GABA-A receptor activity; extracellular ligand-gated monoatomic ion channel activity
Source: RefSeq, a predicted model, not a curated record
UCUGCUUUGUUCAAAGCUCUUCCACUGGAAGCACCGGAAUGUCUGUGGCCAAGACCACCGUGGACAAGUUGCUGAAGGGAUAUGACAUCCGUUUAAGGCCUGAUUUUGGAGGUCCUCCAGUCAUCGUAGGAAUGAGCAUCAACAUAGCGAGCAUCGACUCCAUCUCAGAAGUAAACAUGGACUACACCAUCACUAUGUAUUUCCAGCAGAGCUGGCGAGAUAAGCGUUUGGCCUAUGGUGAGCUGAAGCUAAACCUGACUCUGGACAACCGUGUAGCAGACCAGCUUUGGCUCCCUGACACCUACUUCCUAAAUGACAAGAAAUCCUUUCUUCAUGGUGUGACAGUAAAAAACCGUAUGAUCCGACUGCACCCAGAUGGCACUGUCUUAUACGGGCUGAGAAUAACCACCACUGCUGCUUGCAUGAUGGACUUGAGGAGGUACCCUCUUGAUGAACAGAACUGCACCCUGGAAAUUGAAAGUUAUGGAUAUACCACAGAUGACAUCGUAUUCUUCUGGCAAGGAGGAGACAGCGCCGUGACGGGCGUUGACAAGUUGGAGUUACCUCAGUUUUCCAUUGUAGAACUCCGCUUGGUGUCCAGGGAGGUCAGGUUUACUACAGGUUCAUAUCCAAGGCUUUCGCUGAGUUUCAGGAUUAAGAGGAACAUUGGAUAUUUCAUCCUGCAAACAUACAUGCCCUCCAUCUUGAUCACCAUCCUCUCCUGGGUCUCCUUCUGGAUCAAUUAUGAUGCCUCUGCAGCUCGGGUGGCCCUGGGUGUGACAACGGUGCUUACCAUGACAACAAUUAACACCCACCUUAGGGAGACUCUCCCAAAGAUUCCGUAUGUGAAAGCCAUCGACGUCUACCUCAUGGGCUGUUUUGUGUUUGUGUUCCUGGCCCUGCUUGAAUAUGCCUUUGUAAAUUACGUGUUCUUUGGCCGGGGCCCUGCGCAACAGAAGAAAAUCAAUGAGAGGCUGAACAAAGCCAACAACGAGCGCACAAGAUACGAAGAGAAGCGCCUGAGGGAACAGGUGGAUGCUUAUGGAAACAUCCUCCUCACCACACUGGAGAUGAACAACGAAGUGAUGCCUUCAGACCUGGGAAGCAGCGUCAGUGACUCUCGGAAUUCAGUCAUGUCCUUCGACAGCUCCGGGGUCCAAUUCAGGAAGCCCAUGGCGCCCCGAGAUGGCUUCAGCCACCACUCGCUAGAUCGGAGCGCCAUGCGGAGCCGGGCCAACUGUCGGCUACGACGACGCUCCUCCAAGCUCAAGUUGAAGAUCCCAAACCUGUCAGAUGUUAGCACCAUUGACAAAUGGUCCCGGGUCAUUUUCCCUAUCACCUUUGGAUUUUUCAACCUAAUCUACUGGUUGUACUAUGUGAAUUGAUGUGCAUCCAACUAGGAAUCAUGG